Messenger RNA from Lynx canadensis (Canada lynx), 3658 nucleotides. RefSeq names its product regulator of G protein signaling 6 (gene RGS6). Bases 231 to 1685 code for a protein of 484 amino acids. The transcript is spliced from 18 exons. Gene Ontology annotation, molecular function: GTPase activator activity. Gene Ontology annotation, biological process: intracellular signal transduction; regulation of G protein-coupled receptor signaling pathway; G protein-coupled receptor signaling pathway. The record is from RefSeq and is a predicted model, not a curated record. NCBI's taxonomy places the organism in Eukaryota, Metazoa, Chordata, Mammalia, Carnivora, Felidae.
CGCGCUCGCCACCGCGGCAACUCGCAAAGACAAGGCGGGUCGCCGGAGAGCAGCGGGGAGACCGCCUCCGACGUCCCCUCCGCCCCCCAGAGGCUGCCGGUGCCUCGUUCUCCGGGCUUCUCUAGCUUUACCAUGAACCUGGCGCAAGCUUGGCUUUAGGAGAAAUUCAGAAGCCGGAGGGGGAGUCAGUGCAAUUCUUUGGUUGCUAAGUGUGAGUGAAGACAUCCGGGAUGGCUCAGGGAUCUGGGGAUCAAAGAGCAGUGGGGAUUGCUGACCCAGAGGACAGUUCUCCAAACAUGAUAGUCUACCGCAAAAUUGAAGACAUCAUCACAAAGAUGCAAGAUGACAAGACAGGGGGUGUGCCCAUCAGAACAGUCAAGAGCUUUCUCUCCAAAAUUCCCAGUGUUGUUACAGGUACUGACAUUGUGCAAUGGCUUAUGAAGAACCUCUCCAUCGAGGACCCAGUUGAAGCAAUACACGUGGGAAGCCUUAUAGCUGCCCAGGGCUACAUCUUUCCAAUCUCGGACCACGUUCUCACCAUGAAGGAUGACGGCACCUUCUACCGUUUCCAGGCCCCGUACUUUUGGCCUUCAAACUGCUGGGAGCCUGAAAACACCGACUACGCCAUCUAUCUCUGUAAGAGGACAAUGCAGAAUAAAGCGAGGCUGGAACUGGCAGACUAUGAAGCAGAAAACUUAGCAAGACUCCAGAGGGCCUUCGCAAGGAAGUGGGAAUUCAUCUUUAUGCAAGCAGAAGCACAAGUGAAGAUAGAUCGGAAAAAGGACAAGACAGAAAGGAAAAUUUUGGAUAGUCAAGAACGGGCCUUUUGGGAUGUGCACAGACCAGUGCCAGGCUGUGUGAACACAACAGAAAUGGAUAUCAGAAAAUGCCGGCGUCUGAAGAACCCGCAAAAGGUUAAGAAGUCAGUGUAUGGUGUGACUGAAGAGUCCCAGUCGCAAAGCCCCGUGCACAUACCCAGUCAGCCAAUCAGGAAAACUACAAAAGAGGACAUCCGGAAACAGAUAACAUUUUUGAGUGCACAGAUUGACAGACAUUGUUUAAAAAUGUCCAAAGUGGCUGAAAGCUUAAUUGCUUACACAGAACAGUAUGUGGAAUACGAUCCAUUGAUCACGCCGGCCGAGCCGUCCAAUCCCUGGAUCAGCGACGAUAUCACUUUAUGGGACAUAGAGAUGAGCAAAGAGCCCAGCCAGCAGCGAGUCAAGAGAUGGGGCUUCUCUUUCGACGAGGUAUUGAAGGACCAGGUGGGGCGGGACCAGUUCCUAAGAUUCCUGGAGUCCGAAUUCAGCUCUGAAAACCUCAGGUUCUGGUUGGCUGUCCAAGAUCUCAAGAAACAGCCCCUGCAGGAUGUGGCCAAGAGGGUGGAAGAAAUCUGGCAAGAGUUUCUGGCUCCAGGGGCACCAAGUGCGAUCAACCUGGACUCUCACAGCUAUGAGAUAACCAGUCAAAAUGUCAAAGACGGAGGGAGAUACACAUUCGAAGAUGCCCAGGAACACAUCUACAAGUUGAUGAAGAGUGACAGCUAUGCCCGCUUCCUCCGGUCAAAUGCCUACCAGGACUUGCUGCUGGCCAAGAAGAAGCCAGAAAGUGAGCAAGGUCGUAGAACCUCCUUAGAAAAGUUCACUCGCAGUGUGGCUGAGAACUGUAUGGGAAGAGGGUUUGAUUGAAGUUCAGAAAAGGCAUAUAACUCCUAUCCACUUCUCCAACCAAAGACGGAGGGUAAAGUCCUGUUCGUUGCAGUCUGUCUACACCCAGAAUUUUUUAAAUCAAUUCCACCCCCCUGCACUGGUUCUCUGCUUGUCGCCCUCACAAAGCGACCAAUCCUGGGUUCCCCUUCUGGAAAAAAGGUCCCUCGCUUAGGGGUUAAGGAUGCUCCGUGUACACAUGCAUGCGCACAUGACUGGGAGCCAAUCUAUUGAGUAUCAAAUGCGUGAGUGCAAGACUUUGCCAACAUGAACCCACUGAGCCUGCAGAUGAAUCUAUCAAGUCAGGAAUAAAGGGAAAACGUUGGGAUCAAACCAAAUGACAAAUUACAAAUUGGAUCAGUGGCUCUUCCUCUAGCUCUGCUGGGGAGGCAUGUUAUGAACUCCCUGGACACGCCCAGUAGCUGGCAAUACACACACAUACACGCACACACACACCCACAAGGCCCCUUCCUGGUCAGGCAUGAAGCAGAGGUGACCUUGACACUUCUCACUCCUAAGCCUUUAGCGCUAAGACUCGUGACUGCACUCAGGAGUCUGAGCUUUGGGCUGGAGAAAACCAACUUUCCCUUUGGCUCUCCCACAUGGUGCCUGCUGGCAAGCCCACAGAACUUAUGCCAGUUCACUCUCACAGUGUUCUGUGCUAUUCCCCAGUCCCUGCUGCCCCUCCCACCCCUCCACGGUGUAGCCUCAUGUUAUGGCAGAAUAGCAAAGACCACCCAGCAGUUGGCCCCACAGAGGAAGAAGGAACUGGCAGAAGGCAGGAGUAGAUGGGAAUGAGGCAGGAUUUGCUAGCUGACCUGACAAAUGACCCAGUGGGCAGUUCUAAUGGAAGGCCUAUCGUGGGAAAUUUAAGUCUAGAAGUAUUUAUUAAAAUUGGCCACGUGACAGGUGUUGUGCUGCCUGCUGAGCUUACACAGUUCAGUAAAAGUGGCCCUUGUCCUCAAAGACCACACCUUCUAGUAGAAGAUGCAGACGUGUGCAACCAACCCAUUGGGACCCAGGGCAAGAGGGGCGCAGGUACACAUAAAACGCACGUGGCAAAGGGAAACUAAUUCUACAUGGGAAGGAGAGAGGAAGAGAGAGGCAUGAAAAUUCCUGGCCUAUUUAGGGCGCAGUGAGUGAACCCCGUGAGUGGAACAUGAAGAGGGUGGAGGCUAGGAGUGAGGGUGAAAGAAGAAGAAAGGUCAGAGCUACAGACCAAAGAGAGAUGUCAUGAUGGGCUCAAACCAGGGUAGGGCCUGCAGUGAAGGUGGAGAGAGGGGACAGACUCACGAGAUGCCAUGGGAGAGUAGGAAGCCCCGUGGUAACUCAGUGAGUGUGGGGGUUGGACAGGGAGAGAUGAGUGAAAGAUGUUUCAGGGGACUCAAGUCAGGAUGAAGGAAUGCCAUGGGGCCAGGAGACCGAGUCCAAAGGGGCAUGAGAACAGAGCUGGCUGGCUAGGAGAGGGCUUCCUGAGAGCGAAGGCAGUGAGGGAGGGGAAAAGACAAGAGGUGUUCAAAAGGGCGUUUCACGUUUCUUAUUUCAGAGGGGGAGGAUUUGGGGUCUGGCCAUCGGGGUAGUAGAGCUGGCGAGGAGCAGGCAGGUCAAAGUGGAGGAGGUAAGGGGUCAUCCCAGUGGAUGUUGAGGCCACUUGGGAUGACAGCGGAAGACAGAACAGAGGCAGAGCAUAGGAGGUGGGGACCAGAGUCCUUAUCCUAGGGGAAUAUGGAGAGGUGAUCUGGAGGUCCACAGAUGGGGCCACUGAGGCUGAGGAGGGGCAGACUACCAGCUGACCUACCUUCAGAUGCAGAAGGGCUCCUGGGCAGAGCUCCUCAGUCAGUGGCCUGAAGAGGGCCAGUGAGAGAUGGGCAUGCCUGCCUCCAGACUCAUCCAGAUUGCCCUCAGCAGUACAUGUGGGAUGACCCUUUCUCCCCUGCCUCCAUCACUUCUGGAAA